UGCCUGUGUUGUAUCAUAAAAGUAUCUCCCACUUUCUCUUGUUUUAGAGUGGCAUUUGGAGGAUUUAUUCGACUGGAAUAGGCUAGAUAGGCGAAUUGAAAGGAUAUUUGUCAACGAAUCAAAUGGCUCACGCAACGUCAGUUAUACGACUUAUUGUGCCCGUUCUGAUACUGAUUUUACAAGUCCAGGGGUAUGACAGAGGACUACAGAAGCUUCAGAGGCAGAAGAGAGAAUGGAUCAUUCCUCCCAAGAAAUUGAUGGAGAAUACGGACUAUACUAAGAAGGAAUACAUAUCAAAAAUUCGCUCUGAUGAAGAGACACGAACCAGCAUACGUUACUAUCUCGAAGGCAAGGGAGCAACUGAAACUCCAGUGAACCUUUUCACAGUGAAUCCUGAAAAUGGCUAUGUCAGGAUCAAUGGAAUUCUGGACCGGGAGGAGACAUCUUCUUACUAUUUGAAGGGAGUGGCAAAGUUCACAGAUGGGACACGAGCAGAGAAAGACAUUGAUCUGAUAAUAGAGGUUCUAGACCAAAAUGACUGUCCACCUGUGUUCUCUUUUGAAGCAUCUCAAACUACUGGUGAAAUUAGUGAAGCAAGUGCAAUUGCUACAUAUGUGAUGAAAGUCAGCGCCACAGAUGCAGACAUGCCCAACACUCCUUACUCACAGAUAGCCUACACCAUUGUUGAGCAAAGCCCUGCAGGGGGCAGCAUGUUCUACAUCAACCAGGAAACAGGAGGGAUCUAUGUCAAGCUGAAAACUCUGGACAGGGAGACCCAUGACACAUACACACUGACAAUCAAAGGAACUGACAUGAAUGGAGGUGCAGGAGGGCUCUCGGGGACUGGAAAAGUUGUUAUCAAGAUUCUGGAUGUAAACGACAACAUUCCAACUCUGGAAAAGAACUUUUACGAGGCCAAAGUAAUGGAGAACACAGUCAAUGUGACAGUGUUGAAGAUCCAAGCAGUAGAUCUCGAUUUAAUUCAUACCGAUAACUGGCUGGCUGUGUACACCAUUGUCUCUGGAAAUGAAGCAGGAUACUUCAGCAUCACUACAGACACCCAGACAAAUGAGGGCAUACUGGUGUUGAAUAAGCCCUUAAACUAUGAAGAACUGAAAGAGGUCAACCUGCGGGUGGCUGUUUCCAACAAAGCGGAGUACCACUCCUCCACCAUCAUCACUCAGUCCAAGACUUACCCCAUCAAGAUCCAUGUCCAAAAUGAGCCGGAAGGCCCUCGCUUCCGACCUCAAAUCAAAGUAGUGACAGUCUCAGAGGACAGAACCACCAUUAAUUUAAAUGAGGUCAUCACUACCUACAAGGCCAUUGAUAGUGACACACUGAUGUUUGCCACCAAUGUCAUUUAUGCCAAAGGAGAAGAUAGGGACAACUGGAUAACUAUAGAUCAAAACACUGCUGAAAUCAGACUAAACAAAUUUCCUGACCGAGAAUCCAAGCACCUGGUUAAUGGAACAUACUAUGCCAAAAUCAUUUGUAUCACAAAAGAUAGCACAGAGAAAACAGCCACAGGAACCAUCGCCAUUCAGGUUAAGGACUUCAAUGACCAUUGCCCAACGUUGACCAACACGACCCAGACUGUGUGCUUUCAGGAUAAUGUGGUGUAUGCCACACCCGUGGAUAGGGAUCCCUUUCCCAAUGGAGCACCGUUUGAAUUUAAAGUCAUGUCCAGCACAAAAGAACAGUGGACUGUAGAGCGCCUGAAUGACACCACAGUGAUCUUGCGACCCAAAGAGACUUUGUGGCCAGGCUUUUACAAGGUUUUCCUGCAGAUCGAAGACCAGCAGGGAAAAUACUGUGCUGCUGAUGGCCAGGUGUUAAACAUGGAGGUGUGCAGCUGUGCCGCUGGCACCAAGUUGUGCCUGCCACGAAAUGAAAGGGGGCCCACUGCCGUCCUGGGACCCGCUGGCAUCCUCUUGCUCCUCCUGGGACUCCUACUGCUCUUCUUGCUGCUCCUCCUGCUGUUGUUCUGCCUGUGCGGUGGUGCCGGAGCGGUACCCGAUGGUUUUAUCCCCAUGCCCUGGGGAGCCAAAGAACACCUCAUCGCUUAUCACACUGAGGGCCAAGGGGAAGACAAGGGAGUGCCUCUGGUGACCAUACCAACAGAAGUGGAUGGUGGCCACAUUCCGGCCAUUGAUGGAGGCGGAAAAGGUUUUGCCACCGGUCUUGGCCUUCAUGUAGACAAAGGAAUUACUAAUAAUGUGUAUAACAAGCAGAAGUGGAUUUCAACAGUGGGCACUGGUGGAGGAGGAUUUGAGUAUGGGUAUGGGAUUCAGCAACAUGAACACAGAUAUGAGGGGGUGUCCAGCAAAACGGGUGCAUUUGAAGGCAUUGCAUUAUCGGAGGGGUUUCUUCAGCAAUAUUAUUCACAAAAAGCCCACUGCAUUCAUGAUCAGCAUUCUCCAAAAGAUGCUCUGCUCAUCUCUAAUUAUGAAGGCCAGGGGUCUCCAUCGGGCUCAAUAGGCUGCUGUAGUCUCCUCGAGGAUGACCAGGACCUGGACUUCCUCAGUGAACUCGGGCCUAAAUUUAAGACUCUGGCUGACCUCUGCGGUGGAGCGGCACUUGAAGUCGGGUCUAGUAUGGUGACGGUCACAGCUCCUCAGCCUUCAGCAGCGCACGUGGCGAACGUUGAUAUCAGCGGGGAUAUCUCACGGAGCAUUAAUGCUGCUAGAACCGAGUCCACCAGCCUGGCCACUUCAUCCACCCUGAUCCAAGGAAGCACACUCUCGUCAACCCGUCCAGCCACCACCAAUGUGCAGCUUCAAGAGAACUUAGGCGUUCCAACCCAGACACUGCUCAUCCAGCAGCCAACUCUCUACUAUGCUGCUGCCCCACCUAUGUACGUGGUGGACCCACAGCCCCAUCCAACCCUGGUCGUAGGUUCUGCUGUCAAUGUGGGUGAAAACCUGAUCAUGGUCGAGAGAAAGGCCGCCACAACAGGAUCUGCCCAGCUCCAGGGUGUGCGUCAGGGGGUGCUCGGGGUGGAGAACCUGCACGGAGCCCAGAGCCUGGUUCUGCUGGAGGGCAGGGCUUCUGCGGCUGGUGACCCUCAGCAGAUUAUUGGCACGUUGGGGAAAAGGCAAGUGCUCAUGGUCGAGACAAGUGGUCAAGGAAUGAAGAGCGGCUCUGUGAAUCGAAUCGGUCAUGGUGAGAGUUACACUUCUGGUAAUGUCUCACUCUCAGGGACAGCAAUGAGUGCUGGGAGCGGGAGGCUGCAGUAUACAGGCAGUGGAGGUCCGAUUCAGGUGCUGCCAUACCAAGGCCAUCCCAGUCAGAGUGUAGACGUGAGAGGCCAAAGUGCCUCCGUGAAUGUUCCACUGGAGGCUAUGCACGAAGGCACCCACAAAGUGGUUGUCCAGGAGAGGGUGUCAGUCACUGAGAAAAAUAUCCAAUCCAGUAGUACAGCAUAAAAUGCUAAGGCUUCAAUUAUAUAUUUUGCUCCAGUUUAUCAAGUUUAAUACAUUAGAACUAUAGGGAGACCAGUGGCUAUCUGAAGAAUUACAAAAGAAUAUCAUUAGAAUGCAAAAUAACAAUAUUAUUGAAUGCAAAAUGAAAAGUUAGUGUUACUAGGAUUAAGUAUUAACUCCAUCAGAAGGCAAAGGAUCCGGACAAAAAGAACUCUUAAGAUUUCUUUUGACUUUAGUACAAGAUUUAAAUGUUUUUAAGAUACACACAACCUCUUCAUUAAACUGUAUCCAGCACUGUAUUUGUUGCUUUACAAGUAUUGUAUAUUGAAGAUCAUGAAUCAUCAAAAUCAAUUUUUUGUAUAAUAAUGUAAUGUUUCUAUAGUUGUUUCCCAAGAAAGCAUAAACAGUAUAAUGGGUUUAGGUUUGCUGUAAUACACUGCUUAUUAUUACCACUAGAGGGUGCUACUGUUCUAUGCAACUGAAUGACUUCCUGUAUGUCAUUACCGUAAUGAAUGAAAAAAUAAGGUUAACUUUUUCAGAAGAAUAAGGUUUGCUGAAGGGUGCAGAAAUGUAACUGACAUUUCAAUAACUUUUUAGUUUGAUAUUUCCAUUUUUUUGUUUUUUUACUUGAAGCUUUAUGCAGAAGAUGUAAUAUAUGUUUAAAUGUGCUAAAUAUUGA
This is a messenger RNA of Alosa alosa (allis shad), 4101 nucleotides long. RefSeq names its product desmoglein 2 like (gene dsg2l). Bases 123 to 3425 code for a protein of 1100 amino acids. The record is from RefSeq and is a predicted model, not a curated record. Gene Ontology annotation, biological process: homophilic cell-cell adhesion. Gene Ontology annotation, molecular function: calcium ion binding. Lineage: Eukaryota; Metazoa; Chordata; Actinopteri; Clupeiformes; Clupeidae. The transcript has 14 exons. Gene Ontology annotation, cellular component: desmosome; plasma membrane.